Molecule: messenger RNA, 4568 nt
Organism: Cajanus cajan (pigeon pea)
Lineage: Eukaryota; Viridiplantae; Streptophyta; Magnoliopsida; Fabales; Fabaceae
Source: RefSeq, a predicted model, not a curated record
CAUCUUUUUUUAAUGCAGGACAAUGUCAAGAGUAUGGUUGAAAAUUGUCUUGAAUAUACUAUGAACAAUUACCAGAUCUGUACAGAACCAGUCUCAAUAUUGCAGGCUUUUCAACUAUCUCUGUGUUGGACUGCUGCUUCUUUGCUAAAUCACAAACUUGACUUUGAAGCUUCCCUCAUGCUUGCAAAGCAGCACUUGAAUUUUGACUGCAAGAAAGAAGUGGUGGAUGAAAUCAAUUCCAGGCUCUGGGGUCUGAAGGAAAAAUUUUUAUUACUCGCAGAAAAUUCUAAUGUUGCUGGCUAUCCAAAAGCUUCCGAAUCACCAAAUGGAAUUUAUUCAUAUAUAGACGUGACACCAGAGGUCGAAUCAGUAAAAAAUGAUAAUUCUAAAACUAUAAAAAACGUUCAGAGGCGUAAAAGCCAGUGGAACAAGCUAUUUCUGAUGCAACAGGAAGAGAAGCAAAAAUUGAAAAACGAUAUUGAGAAUGAAAUCACUGAAUUUCGGAGAAGGUACCAAAUAGAGUGGGCAGCUAUUCGAUCAUGUUUUCCCAAUGAUGUGAUGGCAAAAGAAAAGCUCAAGGUUUUCAAUAGUGAAUACAUUAAAAGAAUUAAAGAAUUGGAUAGGCAGCAUGAAAUACGUCUCAAGGAACUUGAGGCCAAGCAAUUAAAAACAAGGCUGAUUUUCCAAGAGUCUUCCGCAUCAGAUGAACUGUUACACCCAGUGGCUUCCAAAGAACUUGGGACUAAGGUUGAAUCCUUGCAGACUUGUGGUCAAGGCCAGCAUCAUAAUGCUUCGAAAGCCCUUGUGUGUGAUCAUGUUGCUGAAGGAAAGGGUUUCAAUGAUAUAAUUGAAGUCAUGACAAAGACUGGAACUGGUGUUGGAUAUCCUGAAGCUCCUGACACCAAUGCCUCUGUAAUUGUACCAUGCUGUAACCCUGUUGAAUCGCAAACUCCUCUGGUCAAACAUGCUGAUGUUAAUGAGAUGGACAUACUGGCUUCAGAAUAUAGACCAGUAUCUGGAAAUAAGUGCAAUAAUGCUGAAAAUGAACAUGAAAGUCAAGGAAAUAUCAUCUCUAAGCAUUCCAAAUCCAGAGAACAAUGUUCUGAUGGAGCUAUUAACAUGCCUGACAAAGGGCAAGGAUGUGUAAAUUUUAGCCGUGAAUCUCAUGAUGAUUUUGGGCAGGAUGGUGUAGCACGAGUUCUGCCUUCAUCUAAUAAAGGGAUUAGUGAUGGGGAAACAUUAGAUGUUCCCAGUGGAGAAGUGGCUCCUACGGUGUGUAAUACCAGCAGUUCAAACAAUGAUCAUGCUGAAAUUCCUUAUUCUAGGCAAGGAGAACUUGAUGGGACUAUACUGAGUGAACCUGGUUGUGGUCCAUCAGUAGAAGUUGAGGCUAAUGGUUCCAAUGAUGGAGCAAAGAAUAUACCCCACUUGAAUUCUCGAUCAUCUGAAGAACAUAUCCCAAGUGUACAUACCAUGUGCACACCAAAUUGUGAGAAUGCUGCACAAGUCCAUGAGGCUGAUGACAAUCAUGGUUCAAAUAGUGCUGAACCUUUGAGAUCAGCUUUCUCUGAUGAAAGGAUUUCCCCCUGGAAUUCAAAAUCACCUGAAGCCCAUGUCCAUAAUGAAAAUGUCAUGUGCAUGCUAAGUUGUGGGAAUUUUGCACAGAUCCUUGAGGAUGAUGGUGGAAAUGGUUCAAAUAAUGUCAUUCUGAAUUCGCCUUUGAUGGAUGAGAGAAAUGCUGAUGGGAUCACAGUAUUAAAUAGAGAUUCGCAUGUGAGAAUGCUUGAGACUGCCAAUUGCUCUCCAUCCAGAGAGCAAAUAUCUGUAGUUGCAGUAGAUGUCUCAGUUCUAGAUAGUGUGUUGUCAAGGCCACAUGGAACUGUUAAUCCCAGCAAUAGCUCUGAUGCUAAUGCUAUUCUUCCAAAUCAACCUUCUUUACAACAGCAAAGUCCUGAUAGAGUCUCAUCAAGUAUACCUGCUGGUCAAAUUCCAGUUGAAGUGUCAGAAACUAGUCAUGAGAGGGCCACUGUAAAUGUAUUAGAUGGGAAGGAAGUUGUGGGAAUACCUGGCACAGUCAAUUGUACCGAUUAUCCUGAGAAUGUAACUCUGAGUUCUUCAUCCAUGGACCAAAUACCUAAUGCAGGUCCAGUAUUUGAUGGAGAUUUAUUAUCAGGGCCUUGUACUACAAGCCCAAGCAAUGGUCGGACCCUACAUGGUAACCAAAUUCCUGUCUCAGUGCCAGAAAAUAGCAAUGAAGAGGCUGAAUGUCAAUUAAUAGACAGUGUGGUGGUGGAUAAAAGUGCCACAUCAGACCAACAGGAAGGAGUACGUAAUACCAUGACAGAAAACAGUUUGUCCCAGGAGACCCCGGUAUCUAGACCAGGUGAUCUCAUGGAGCCUAUAGAACAAGUGCAGCCAUUAUCAUCUGUAGAGUCUCCACCUGACAAGGAUACUGCUAGAGAAAUGCAGGAUUCUUUGGUAUCUAGUCCUGUUGAUAUUGUACCAGCUAAUCAAUCCAUUAAUGAUUCACUGGUCAUUGAGCCUCCAGAGCAGGAGGGGCAAUUACCUUCUGUAGGUUUUCUUUCUUACAACCAGGACCUAUCUAACUUGCCCUUGGUAACUGAAACUGAAGACCAGCCAUCCAAUGAAGAUGAUAUCCCCAACCACAUUCCUGAGACAUCAAUUGAGAUUCAAAAUCAAGCUGUUGUGCAGCAUUCCUCAAUUCCUGCCCAGCUGGAAGGAGUAUGUAGAACUGUGAAUGAGAACAGUUUGUCCCAGCAAACUCCAGUACCUAGACCAGUUGAUCUCAUGGAGCCUCUAGAACAAGAGCAGCCAUUAUUAACUGUAGUGUCUCCACCUGACCAGAAUACUGCCAGAGAAAUGCACCACACUUUGGUAUCUAGUCCAGUUGAUAUUGUACGAGCUAAUCAAUCCAUUAAUAAUUCACUGGUCAUGGAGCCUCCAGACAAGGAGGGGCAAUCUAACUUGCCUCUGAUGACUGGAACUGAAUGCCAGCCAUCCAAUGAAAAUGAUCUCCCCAACCACAUUCCUGAGACAUCAAUUGAGAUUCAAAAUCAAGCUGUUGAGCAUCGUGCCUCAAAUUUGGAACUUGACUCAUGUUCUGGUCAAGCUGUACAUCCAGCAUCAAAUAUGGACCUUGAUUCACUUCUUCCUGGCGAAGUCAGACUUCAGUCUUCAGAUCCAAGAAAAUUGUCGACUCUCACAGAGAUUAAUAAUCAUCCUAUACAACCUGCAAGCCAAUCAGCUUCCAGGAUUAUUCCAAAUUUGUGCCAUGAUCCUCUUAAAAAUGAAUUGGAAAGACUACGUAGACUGUCAGAGCAAAAUAUGAGAGACUAUGAAAAUAAGAAAUCACAAUUGAAGUGUGAUUUUGAGAAGGAACUUGAGGAACUAUGCAGGAAGUAUGACAAUAAACGUAAGGAGAUUGAGGUUGAAUUGCAGAAAGUAAGGAAGAACCUGGAUGCACAAUUUAACAUAGUUCUUGUAAAUAAGAUAUUGGCCGAGGCUUUUAGGGCUAAAUCCAUGGAUCUUAAAGUAUCUGGUGCUUCAGGAAUUCAGCAAGAUGCAAGUUUUGGGCAGCAAUUAUUUCAGCUUGUAAGUCAGCAAAAUGCCACUCGGCCCUCUCUGGGUCCUAGUCCUUCUUGUGGGCCUCCUGCAGGCAGCUUGCAGAGUUCCUUCGCUACAAGUACCUCUCAGACUAUGGUACCACCAAUACAGGGCACUCACAACAGUACACCGGGAAUUUUCUCCGGUGUUUCUGCAAGACUACCUCAUAUCAACUCCCUCUCUUCACCCUUGGGAAGUGUUCAACAUGUUGGGGAGAUACGUGCACCUGCCCCUCAUCUCCAGCCUUAUAGACCCUCAACAUCCACCCCAGCCCCACCCCCCAGUCUCUGUACAGUUCCACAUGGGAGGCCAAGUCAGCCUGCACCCAGUAACGCUCCUUCAACUUCUACCCCAUUUCCUCAUUGGACGCCCCGACCAAUGCCAGCGACUUUUCAGUCUGUUCCUCAUAGGGGGCAUUGGCCUGGGAGUACUGGUGGUUUGCCCACACCAAACUUACCUGCCUUGAAUUCUCGUUCUGAUGCUAGUAGUCAACCUGGUAAAAAUCUGCCAAAUGUUCGUCCACAUAUGUCAAAUUUGGCUUCAUUGAACCUAUCCAAAUUUGGCACAAGUAGUAGCAAGCCGGCUAACUCGGCUCAUCAAUCUACAUCACAUGAUGUAGUCUGUUUAUCAGAUGAUGAAUGACCAGAAGAAGUGUUCAAAUUCAAAUAUCUUUACGUAUUUGUCCUUACACUAGGCAAUGAUAUAGCUCUUUCUUUUCCCUCGUUUUGGGGGUUUCCUAACUUUAAUUUAGGAGGGCAGAUAUUGUUGCGGUGACGGUGCCGGGCUCACGUGUUUUUACUGUGUUGUAAUUAUUAUUGAUUUUAAAAUGUAUAUUCAAUGUAAUUGGUUGUAUGGUUCCCUGGAUUCAAUGAAUGGGUGGUACUUUUCUGAUGAGGGAGAUGAAUGAGGGUUUAUUGGAAUGAAGCAUGUUGCUGUUCAUAUGA